AGGAAGCAGCAGCCGGGCUUCCUCCACAGCAGGAGGUGUUCAGGAGCCCGUGUACCUGUCCGUAGCGCUCUCCUAUCAAACAGUCUCAACUUAUCGCUGGUCCAGAAAGCGGAUGCUGACUUUACGUCCUCUUCAGUUCCAUCCUCCAGUUCAGCUGAGCCUCAACUUCUUCCCACCAUGUCCCUGUAUACCUCUAUACUCCAGCUGAGUCCAUCAGUGUGUCUUCACCUCCUCUACCUGCUGAUGCUCCUGGCUGAUUCUUGCUCCACAGCAUCUAAACAGGAAAGAACUGUCACGGACAGUCCCCUAACCCAACUUAACACAACACAAGCUGACUGCGUCACUGGAUGUGAUGGUGAUGGUUCUGUCAUUAAAAAUGCAACAGCUGAGGAUUUCUCCAAGAACAGUUCAAGAGUUGUGGCAACAAACCCACCACAGAAGAAUGUGUCCUAUAUCUCAGACCUUAAUAACACUGGACCAAUCUUCAACCAGUCUUCAGUUCCUGUCAGCACGACCAACUCCACUGUUGUGGGGAAGGAUGAUAAAACUGUUUUGAACGUGAACACAGAAGGCACCCAGCAGAUUCAGUCUUCUCCCAACUCAUCUUCAUCCAAUAACCACACCACUGUCAGCCACAAAUUGAGUUACCCUGUUGCGUCCUUAAUCCCGCCCAAACAGUCAGCAGGAGAACUCAAUUCUUCCACAGCCUCACCAGCCAGUCAGCAUCCAGUAUUGCCUGACCAUCAGCCUACAUCACCAGAGACAGUCACCUCACCUGAAUCUACUCUUCCUUCUACCACCAUAGGCUCACCCACUCAGUCCACAAAUCCUGGCUCCAUCACCAGCACUGGUAGAGCUACAGCUACUACUGCAGAGACUGUUGGGAAUGUACACACAAACACUGUACCAGUGACUUCAACAACCACAAGAACACCACAAUCUACAAGAACAACCGCAACUACACCAACAGAUCGAACAACAACAGAAGCAUCACACCCUCCAGCAACGGUAACAAAAACGGCUAACACAACCAUUAUUGCAACCACAUCUACAAAAAUGUCGCCAUCAUCAUUAGCUCCCACGCCAAAGCUAACUACUGGGAUGCCAUCGGUUCAAAAGACUUCUUCAACCACAGGACCUGCUGCCAUAACUGUUCCCAAUGCCAUCACUCCUGCCAGUCACAACAAGUCUUUUGCCUCCUCGACGGGUGUUGCUGUGGUAGAGGUUGAAGGGGCUGCGCUGACCAGGCAGUUGGUGGAUACCGCGUCUUUAUUGGCCGUCCUGCUUUUUGGCAUGCUCUUUUUCUUGGUCACGGUGGCGGUAUUUGCCACACAGGCCUACGAGAGCUACAGGAGGAAGGACUACACGCAGGUCGACUAUCUGAUCAAUGGCAUGUACACGGACUCGGGGGUGUGAGAGAGGACGAGGCUAAGCACAACUCAUGGAGCUUGCUUUUGCACUUGGAAUCAGAGAGUCUAAGAAUGAAAGACAAACCGAAUGGUGGCACAGUGCUGAUAGUUCGGGAUGAAGUAGGAAUGGACCAAUCUGACCAAUGGCCCACUAAACCGACCCUAAAACAGUCUGAUUUUGGUUUUAUCAUAACAUCUCCACUUGUAGUUCUUUCAGGCUUCCUUCUUUAAUGAUUUGAGAAUGUAAAGCGUUUACUCUCUUCCAUUUUGGCCAAACAUUAAGCUUGGUAUUCGCCCAUGACAUAAUCUUCUCCACGCAGUUGGUCAGUCCAGCAGUGGUUAGUCCACUAUCCAGUACCAAUCAGGAUGCUUCCACAUCUCAGCAGGUGUUCUACCUUUAUUAGUUUCUUGUCGCGCUGAUUAUUAUUAUUUUUAUUUUUUAUUUUUUGUCGUCUUCCCUCCCCUUAAAGAUGAAUGUCACUGCUGUCACUUUUUCAAAAAGUCGAGUUUGAAUAAAGUCGAACACAUUUCAAUUCAUUUGAAUGCCAUUCCAUACAACAUAUUACAUUUUUUUCCCCCCACAUUCAAACAAGUGUUUGAAUUUUGAAUUAGUGACAGCCCAACUACGGACCAAAGCAUAUUGUAAACAUCGUGUACAAGAUUUAAAUUUUGUGGUGAUUACCUCAUUACUUUUUUUUGUCCCAUUAAAAGACGGUUAACAUAAACUAUAAUGGCAUACACUUGUAGCUCUACACUUGCAACUAUUUCCACAUGGAAAAUGUAAUAAUUUACUUGAAAUCUGGUUUUGCACAUUUCAAUAAUUUUGUCAAAUGUAGUUUAUAACAGUGGAACACAGUUAAUUGCAAUGAACUUCAAUCUGAUCAGUUAAGCCAUUCUAUAUAUAAUUUUGCAGGCAUUUACUAUAUUCUCUCAUUUAUAGGCGCAGCCCGACAUGUGUCCAUUUCCACCUCUAUCAAAUAUUUACUGUUGCUGCUGUUGUCAGUCAUUCGGAUAAAACAAAUCUGUCAUUUUGUCCUAAUACCCGUCCACAAACUGCUGUUUUUGCAAGUGAUCAUCACUCAGUCAGGUCUCCUGGAAUUUAGCAAGGUUAACACUAAGCUUCGCCGAAUUCUGUGGAGUCUGUAGUACGAAGAAAUGCUUUAUUGUGAAACCAGUACAUUUUGGCUUGGUGCCUUCAUUGUGGUCAAAUGAGAGAUCUCAAGUCUGCGGACUCUUAGUUUGACCUCAGAUGCUGGCUUGUUUACAGUCUAAGUGAGGACGUUACUUUGCUGAUUAAAGUAAAAUUUUAACUCGUAGAAAAGAUGGCUAAAACUGCAAAAAUAUGAUGCAAGUUGGAUCACAUUACUACAGCUGAACAAUCACUUAAAUGUAGCUGUCGUAUCAAAUACCAGUCUAGUCAGUAGUGGUAGGGUGUUAAAGAUCUGACCAGAGUGGGACAGCUAAACCGGAACCAGCCUCUUCCAUACUUUCGUAAACAACCAGGUAGAAAAACUUCAGUCAUCCAUAGAUGUGUUGGAGCUUUCUCAGAAAGACAUUUGAAUGUUUUACACAGGUACUCCUACCAGCUAACUACAGUGGGAGACAAGUUUUCCCAGGUGUGGCCUUGUGUGUUGAAGCCUGAUGUGGAUGCAUCAGUGCUGUGUCCAGUUUAGUCAGCAGGCCAGAGAGAGACCACUGUAUCGUCUUAUUCAAGCUGUUCAGCUGAUUUUUUAUUUUGUUCUCAGUUGGUCGAUUUUUUUCUGUGUGCAUGUGAUGGGCAGCAGAGGCCUUGUUCACUCAGCCUGUUUGAAGGACGCAAACUGCCUUCUGCAAUUUAUUUUUUCCCAGUUACAUUAAUUUGGACUUCCUUCAUUAGCUUGAAUAUAAUUUCAAAGGUUUCACAUCAACAGUGUGAUCUCAGUCCUGCCUGUGAUAAAAGCGCCUGUGGAUCCCUCAAGAUUCUGCUGCUGCACAUGCAGUACAUAUACAUAUAUAUAUAUAUAUAUAUGUCGCUGCUCGAAAUAGGGACGAAAUGAUGUUUUGUUUUUGUUUUUUUCAUUUUUGGAGGGGAAGUUUAUACUCGCAUGAAUUGACUAAAAACGAAGUGGGCACAACAUUUCUUUUGUUGCUUUUGUUUAACAGACAUGUUUUCAGUGCUUUAAAGGCUCUUACCAGACAUCUCUUUACAAUAUCAGACGAAACAAAUAAGCACAUCUUCUCAUUUCACUGUGGUUAAAGGCAAAUAAUAUUUAGAAAAAGCUCGAUAUAUUUUUGUUAAUCUUCACUUAAAUACCUUAAACGACAUUCCAUUAGCUUUCUUUGACGCUCAUGAUGCUUUAACUGGGGUUUAGAGUUUCUUUAUACUUUGCACUGUCUUCCAAUGAGUUAUGGGAACAAGGCCAUGCUAGAUAGUUUAUUUUCUUUAAGUUUUAUAUUUUUUGCUUAUGGUGAAUGUAUGUUUUUGAACACUUAGUUAGCUUGAAUAUAUGUAUUGCCCAUAAUUCCCUACACAGAUUCUUCAUUUAGCUUCAUGUGCACGUCACUGUGUAAGACGUCAUGCUGUGUUAACAUGAAUGUGAAUGUUAAGCCAUUCAUUACCUUACUGUCAGUACAUUUCAGAGAUACCUUCCUAUUCCUGGAAACAUACACUUUACAUUCAGCAAAGACAUUUCUUUUUUAUGACUUUCCUAAUAAUUAUCCUGUUUGUGAUGAUGACAAGUUACCAGUGCUUUUUUUUGUUGCUGGAUGCAUGAGACAGACUAUGAGAAGAAUCUUUUUUAACCUCAUAAUUUGUGAGGCAGAAGUCAAAACGGUAUAAGUGUACCAUGAAAAUACACAGAUGUGAAAUCCAUCUUUUUAGUUGCAGUAACUUUGCAGCUGAGGAAGAUUCUAAAAAUUCCUCCGUUUGGGCUGGUUAUUGUGCAAAGGUUAUGAACUACUUCUUGCCAAAUGAGGAACACACACUUUGUAAGUGUGCGAUCUCUUGGUUAAUAACAAGAUGAGGAGUAUUGACUGAUGCCCUACUAGGCCACUAGCAAAAAAUCGUUUUCAACCUCCAGUCCUGGUGCAAAAUAGUUCUGUGUUUUUUCUGUGCAUUGGGAACAAAAACACGAGACAAACCCUAAAAGUCAGUAUUCAUGCAAUAGACUUGUGCGCAGGUUGUAUUUGUUUUCUUCUGAGGGUUUCAUGGUUCAUGGAAAUUUGCUAAAUGUUCACUAAAGCACAUUAUUGUUUGACAAAGCCAAGGGAAACACAAAGCCAUUAUACUUGUGGCCUAUGGAAAGGACAACAUGAACUGUAUUCCACAGCGGGAAAAAGAACAUUUAUUGGUGAAUCUGAAAAGGUACACAAGAAGAUAUUUUCAAAUUUUAAAAAAAGUGUUUUUGACAUAUUGUGUAUUCCUGCAGGAUGUAAAAUACAUUUGAACCUGUCAAUUGUCUGUGAAAUGUCCACGUCUUUACAGUUGAUGUCUAAUUGAUUAGUGUCUCCUCCAGAAUUUUCAAAGGAGAAAAUCCUCUAAAAGAGUGUGUGAAAAAUAUCUGGUUUUACAAAUGUGCUAAAAGUUCAGAUUGUUUACAAGAACACAAGAGAGGAGAUCAGGAUGGAAAUGGUGAUUUAUUUUUGAAGUAUUUUUACAUUUUUGUUCAAGAAAAUGAAGCUUCUAUCACGUUGAGAAAAUGAGAUCUUGUUAAGGUGAGAAAACAAGCUCACUGAUGAUUGGAAAACAUCAAUAGAACAAGGCCUUAUUCCUGUGACAUUUUUAAAAAAGUGUCUCUUGCCAUUUAUCUUGAACAAUUAGGGUUUGGUUUGUCUGUCCUGGUAAAUAAGGUAUUUUUUUCCAUGAGUCUCAAAAAUGUUCAUCUGCUUGGUUAUUAUUUCUAACUCAUUAACUGUAACCAUGGCCACUCUCAGCAUCCAUACAGGAGUGUUAUAUUUUUAUGUUUGGUUUAUUUGUUUUCUCGCCAUCACAAAAAACAUUUCAUGUCAGCGUCACACAAACUAUCUCCAAACUGAUUAACAUUCAGCAUUGUGAUAUUGGACAAGCAUAUGAUGUCUGUCUUGAAAAGCAUUUGGGUUAUCUUCAGAUUACAAAAAAAUAUUCGUUGACCAUUAGAAACAAAAUUUUCCUUCGCCUUCUGUUAUUGACGUAAUGUCUUCAGGGAUGACCCAAAUUUCUCUUGUGGCAGGUAAAAUGUAGAAUAUACUGUAUUAAAAUGUCUUGGAUGAUGUCACUGUGUCCAGUAAGCUAAGUGAGGCAUUUUCAAAUGAUCUUGGUUUUUGGAUGUCAAUAUAAUUCUAGUUUCCAGGAUCCUGGAAACAACACUGCUGGGCUGUGUUAAAGGUGGAUUUGUGUGUUCAAUGACUGAUGUGCAGGAGGUGACACCUGCCAUGUGCCAACUUAAUAUUGUACUAAUGCACUUUGAACAGAUAUUUUUACUUUGCAGAAAAUAAAAAAAACAAAAAAUAACUAAA
Stegastes partitus (bicolor damselfish) is the source of this 5882-nucleotide messenger RNA. RefSeq names its product chromosome unknown C11orf24 homolog (gene cunh11orf24). The coding region runs from base 178 to 1416 and encodes 412 amino acids. The record is from RefSeq and is a predicted model, not a curated record. The transcript is spliced from 4 exons. Lineage: Eukaryota; Metazoa; Chordata; Actinopteri; Pomacentridae.